Molecule: messenger RNA, 3130 nt
Organism: Xenopus laevis (African clawed frog)
Lineage: Eukaryota; Metazoa; Chordata; Amphibia; Anura; Pipidae
Product: nipped-B-like protein
Exons: 6
Coding region: 407-2749 (780 amino acids)
Source: RefSeq, a predicted model, not a curated record
AGCCAGGGGUGGGGCUACAAGCAAAGCUUCAGUACAAGCUUCUGCUAUAGAGGAGAGGCAGCACAUGUAGCAGGAGGGAGCAGGAUCCCUGUCCCGCAGCUGGAAUCCUCAGGAAAAUAAACUUCACCAGAUCUUUAUGAGAUUCGGUUUAUCGGUUUACACGUUGCGACUCAAGCGUCGAUGGUUUCCACUUUGUUGGAAAUAAAUGUGGAUCGGAGAUGUUUGGGCUAUUGGUAUCCCGGAGAGGUGAGCUAUGAGGAGGGGAGCAGCGAGGAAUCUGUGAGACACACGGGGAAGAAAGGUGCAUGGGCUUGCUGCAUAUUGGGCCGCACUGUCAUACUGGGUUGAUCAGUCUUAUUUUAAAGUUUGUUGAACUCCACCCCCCACCCCACUUGCUUGGAACAUCAUGGACCCCUGCUUGACCUUGUUCCCCUACAUUGUGUUUCUGACUAUCCCUUUCCUUACUCCGUGCGGAGCUCAGAGCUGCCUCUCUAGUCUCACACCGGACAUGACAAUAGCCAUCACUGGGGAAGUAUUACAGACUGUACGUAGCACUGAUCCGCUGUACACUGCAGACGCUGAAGAAUGCGCGGCCGCAUGCUGUGCCGAACACAAGAUUGCAGGUCACAAAGAUUGCAACCUCUAUAUUUUUGACACUCGUAAGAUCCAAAAACAUCUAAACUGUUACUUAUUUCACUGCCCAACACCGGAAUCCUGUCCCUUAAAGCGGUCAAAGGGAGUCAUGAGCUUCCGGAUAUUGGCAGAAAAUGAAGAUGUCGUUAUGAAUAGACCGUCAAUCCAGGGGCCGGUUUCCAGCGAUCAAGGCAAAGAAGUAGAGAAGUUUGCAAGCAAGGGAACUGCCAAUGGAUCCCACUCACAAGGUGAUAAAAGCCGGAUAUCAGACCCCAAGGAAAACGCUCAGAGCUUAGAAACUGAGAAAUCUACCUUGAGUGCUCACUCACAAGGUGAUACAAAGGAUAGAGUAGACCACCCAGAGCACCCUAAAAGUUCAGAAGACAAGCAUCUUGGCUCUGAUGUACAGUCUCAGGGUGACACAAGCCAGUUCACAGACCCUGUAGAGCACUCUCAUAGGUCUGAUUCAGAGGACUCUGUUGUACAGACACUGGGGGAUACAAGCCAGUUUCCAGACCCUAUAGAGCAAUUUCACAGCUACGAAUCCAAGGACUCUGAUGUGCAGUCACAGCAUGAUAAAAGCAAGACAUCAGACCCUAUAGAAAACACUAAAAUCUCUGAAGACAGGCAAUCUGGCUCUGGUGCAAAGUCACAUGGUCAAAAACAGCAGAUAUAUCCUGCAGAGGACUCUCAAAGCUCUGAAGACGGGACAUUUGUACAGUCACAGGUUGAUAGAAGCCAACCAUCGAACCCUGUAGAAGAUUCUCAAAGUUCUAAUUCAAAGGAGUCUGAAGCAAAGUCACAAGAUGAUACUAAGCAGAUAUCAGACCCUACAGAAGACUCUCGAAGCUCCCAAAAUAGGAAAAUUGCCUCAAAUGUACAGUCACAGGUUGAUAGAAGCCAGCCAUCAGACCCUAUAGAAGAUACUCAAAGUUCUGAAUCAAAGAAGUCUGUAGCAAAGUCACAGGAUGAUACGAAGCAGAUAUCAGACCCUACAGAAGACUCUCAAAGCUCGGAAGCCAAUGAUCCUGGCUAUGAAGGUAAAACACGUCAGACCCCCAACCUCAAAAGUUCUUCAGACAUGGUUUCCGAAUCAGAGAUCAAGGAGUCCGACUUAAAAGGCCUUUCCAAAGGCUCAGCAACAAAGAUUCAGGUGGGUUCUACAGACAAGGAUCCAGAGAAAGUUCAGAAUCACAUUACUUCCCAGAUGAUUGAUUUGGCUAAGGAUAUUGAAAAGCAACUGGGUUUGAUGGAGUCGAAAGAAGACCCGUCCACUGAUAGGACCAGUCUCUCCUCUUCCAGUACCAACUCACACCAUAACGCUUCAGGCAGUGAUCAUGAUGUGGGGAUUCAAAAUGCCCCUUCUUUUGGGGUAGAUAAAAAGUCAGGCCAGGCAGACAGUAAAGUCAUGUUUCAUAAUCCCACCAAGUUCUUUGAGGAACAUCCCACCACACCUCCCUCUAACCUCAAAUCAGCCUCCCUCCAUCUGCUUAUCACCAAAGCACCUCAAGAUGAUUCUCAUUAUAUGGAACCUGCCAUUGAUCAGAUGCCGAUUGAGAAAGACAUUAAAAAUGCUUUAAGUUCCUCUAGGCAUGGUUCUCGUCUGUCAGAGGAACAUACUACCACAAAAGUCCUCAAAACUCUUCAUCUUACUAGUAGCACAAAGAUUCCAGGUACUACGCCUCUGCAUAAGCCCAGAACCCCCGUACUGGCCACUCACUCUGCCCCUUCCAAAGUUUUACCUGAAAGAAAAUCAAAGGCCACUACCCUGUUUCCUGAACCUGAAGUUCACAUGAGUAAAACCCUUAUGCACCCAGCCAGAGUUACCUUAAAGUCCUCUGAUCAUGCCAACCCUGAAUCCAGUCUAAAGGAAGACCAUCCCAUUCUUACCCAGCACAAUUCCCAGAGUGACAAAGCCAAUAAUCUGGAUACUCAUGGGGCUUUUGACAACUUCUUCUUAGAGGAAAGAAAUGGCUUGGUGGCAGCGCUGGUUUUUGGAGUGGUUUUCCUACUGGUGGUAAUAGGCCUUGUAGGCCGCAAAGUUUUCGAAGUGCGACGCCGGUACCAGUACAACAAGCUAGAUUAUCUCAUCAAUGGCAUGUAUGUUGAUACGUGAGGAAGUUGCUGGAACGGAUGGAUUAUAUGGGGUGCUUCCAUCCAAAAGACUGUUUUGGCCAAAAAUUAGCUUGGACCUUCUGUGACAACACAGAAGAUUGGGCUUUCUGGUGGUUACAUCACUGGAGAGGACAUGUUGUGAAUGUGAGGAGGGGCAUGCAAACUUGUUAUGCAACCUGCCCGUGGAGGUAUAAUGUUGGCCCAGAACCUACUUACAAAAUGGGACAUCUUUACUGAUUUGAUAUGUGUCAAAUAGUGAGGCAGGGCUAUUAACGGAUUUACACACUCUCCUUACUAUAGUAGCUCUCACUCACUUGUUGUUAGACGAUCAUAGCAGUGAGGCCCCUGACCAAUAAAGAAGACAAAAACAUUGUAAAUGUUA